This is a messenger RNA of Topomyia yanbarensis, 1690 nucleotides long. RefSeq lists its product as uncharacterized. The record is from RefSeq and is a predicted model, not a curated record. The coding region runs from base 934 to 1539 and encodes 201 amino acids. Lineage: Eukaryota; Metazoa; Arthropoda; Insecta; Diptera; Culicidae. The transcript is spliced from 2 exons.
UAAACAACAACCCAGGUUUGUUGGCAUUGAAUAUAGGAUAUGGCUUUUUACAAAUCGGCGAGCACAAAAUCUUUCAUGUCAUCAACCUUGACACGACACAGUAGAAUCACUGGACAUGAAAUACAAGAAUGCCCAUGAAAUAUAUGCCGAAUUACUACCUAGAAACCGCAGAAAACGAGGAAUACUGAACUUCAUUGGAACCGGAAUUAAGCAAAUAACUGAAAACCUAGAUAACGAUGACUUAACUCUUUUAAAUAACGAUAUCAAUCAAUUGCAGAUGGACAAUAAAAUGCUAAUUAUCCAAAACAAUGAGCAGGUAAAGAUUAAUAUACAGUUGCAGGACAGGAUAAAUACUCUUAUCAAAGAAUUUAAUAAACAGCAAGACGAAAUAACCAAAGGCAUAAUAGCUGCUAGAACUAACUCCAGUAACAGAAACUUUAACUUCCUUUCCUGUUGUUACACCUUCGAGACAUUCAUGAAACCAUCCAAUUAGCUAGACUCAAUAUUAUUUCAGAAAGAAUUCUUUCAUUAGAAGAACUAAAUUUCGCAAACACUAAACUAGAGGAACAAGGUGUAGGAAUCGCAAACGUUGAAGAGAUUUACGAGUUUUUAGGCUUGAAAGCAUUAUUCUACCAAUCAAAGUUAAUAUUUAUUAUUAUAGUCCCUUUCUUAGAAAAAUCAACAUGCUUCCAUAUUUUAGUAGAUUCAGUACAAGUAGGGAAUGCAACGUUAAAAUUACCCAGUCGUGAAGUUAUAACCAACGAGAUAAACACCUACUUCAUCACCGAUCGCUGCCAACCCAUCAAUACGAAAAUUUUAUGCAAACUCGACAACCUCCUCAAAGUAUCUGACGACAAAUGUUUUUCUAAAUUACUGAAAGGAUCAUCAGGCAAUUGUCAAUUCGAAUCCCACACAACCAACACUGAAGUAAGAAUGCUAACAAGUAACCACGUCAUUUUGAAAAGUGUGACCAAUAUUACCUUAGACACAACAUGCAAUGUGCCAAAGAGAAAUCUAACCGGCACCUAUUUGCUAGAAUUCCACAACUGCACCCUUUACGUCAAUGGCACUAUAUUUGCUAACUCUGAAAUCACCAUACAAGAAUCACCCACAAUUAUUCCAUUGAAUGGGUUAAUAAUCGAAAAGCAAAAGGUCGAAACCCCACUGAAGUUGGAGGAAGUACACAUUGCCAAUAGACGACAAAUGGAACUCAUCUCACACUACAAGACACAGACGUACACAUCUAUAAGCAUUUCUAGCUUCAGUAUCAUUUUAGGCUCAAUCUGCCUUAUCUAUUUAAUAAGAAAAAAGCAGGUGAAUGUAAAAAUCUCUCAAAAUUUAACCGACCACCAAAACAACACAGCUCAGCAGGAACAAACGAACCAAGACGAACAAGCGAAUCAGGACGAUUCGGACUUGUACGAUGGAGUAGUUAUGAACAGUCUAGCCGAGGCCCAGGUACGAACCCUACACCCGGCCCAACAACAACAACAACUAGAACAGUCGCUAUCCCGCUUAGAGCAGGCGCAUGUGGCAUAGCAUGGGUCAGCGAUAAGAACUGGACACCUCAACCAACGUGGGAACCGUCUGGAGUGAGAAUUUGCUGAGUAGGGACUUUUGUUAGGUUAGCCAGGCCUCUGUAAAACAAAGCUAGAAAUAAAAUUUCAGUUCAGCCGGAGCAACCGGACAA